AUGGUGGAACGAGCCGGCGAAGGGAAAACGUAUCAUACAAUUCAAAUCCUUGCGCGAGGGGCAGUGUGGGCGUAUUUUCGUCAUGUGAAAGUGAUAUGUCGAGCACCUAUUCCUACAGACGGACCGUUACUGGUGGCGGCCAAUCAUACCAACAUGGUACUCGAUCCGGCCAUGCUCGUCGCCACAUUUCCUCAUGCUCGGCCUUGUCAUUUCUGGGCAUUGGCAAGAUUUUUUCGAAUGCCUCUCGCAGGACACAUACUCACCGCGGCCGGCGUCUUACCCGUCGAUACCAAAACUCACAGUAACGCCAAAUUGUUUGAACACACCUUGGCCUGUCUGGAAAAACAAGGCGUCGUCGCUCUGUUUCCUGAAGGUACCUCGUAUACGGCACCGAAACACUUGCCGUUUAAGGAUGGUCUGUCAUGGGCGACUUACGAAUAUCUGACUCAACAAGUGAACAAUUCUAAAACGGAGGGACCGCGUCAUAUCGACAUCAUCCCCGUGGGCAUCACCUAUACCACCAAAAAUAAAUGGCGCAGUGACGUGAUUGUAGAGUAUGGUGAGCCUAUUCGUGUCACCACCGACGAUCUUGCGGCAUUUCAAACCGAUUCAAGAGCGGCUGUCAAAAAGCUUACUGCCCAAAUCACAGCCGAGGUUGAGAAAGGCACAGUGAACAGCCCAGAUUGGGAUACAGCCCAUGCUGCCGCACAGGCACGCUCCAUUGUGUUUGGCGCCGAUCGAGCAGUCCGAUUGGAAGACUAUGUCAAAGUGGCGCAAAGCUUUACCGAGAUUUUUCAUCCCGAUCGAACCGUGGAUCCGGACAAUCCUCGAACGAAAAUCAAAACUCAGUUGCUCAUUUUCUCCGAAACCCUGAAACGGCUUCGUUUAACGUCGCAAGAUAUUCGAAUGUACGAAAACAGAGAAAUCACACUAACGCGUGCGGUGCUGAGGUUGAUUUCCACUUCCAUGGCCUUGGCAGUUCAGAUCCCUUUCUUCCUUCCCGGUAUCCUUUUCAACUCGCCCAUCUACAUCCUCGGCAAACUCGCCAACAAAUACGAGAAAUACACUGAAACUGUAUCACAAGACAAACUGUUGAUCUCGGUGGGUCUCGCUUUACCAAUGUACAGCACUCUUUUUUACAUGAUGUGGAAAGCCAUGGAUUUUACGCUUGUCGGGUUCACCGUACCCAUCUUUUUGAUCCCGUUGUUCGUCUGGUAUCAUAUGGCUUUCAUCGAUAAACGGUACGAUAUGGCCAAACAAGUCAUUGCCUCGUGGCGAACGUUCGUCGCUGUCGCCGCCGGGGCCAUGGGCGUGCAAGCCGCCAAUCAACGACGAGAACUUGAAGAAGCCGUAUCCCUAAGACGAUGGUGCCAACGCCAUGUGAAACAGUUGCUCGUCGAUCUCGCUCGUCAAGGCGAUCCUCAUGCCACUUACUUGGUCGACUAUGGAAAACCCCUCUUCAACUUGACCGCAUCCACCUCCUAG
Messenger RNA from Radiomyces spectabilis, 1485 nucleotides. RefSeq lists its product as uncharacterized. The transcript has 5 exons. Gene Ontology annotation, biological process: phospholipid biosynthetic process. The record is from RefSeq and is a predicted model, not a curated record. Bases 1 to 1485 code for a protein of 494 amino acids. Gene Ontology annotation, molecular function: glycerone-phosphate O-acyltransferase activity; glycerol-3-phosphate O-acyltransferase activity. Lineage: Eukaryota; Fungi; Mucoromycota; Mucoromycetes; Mucorales; Radiomycetaceae. Gene Ontology annotation, cellular component: endoplasmic reticulum membrane.